Molecule: messenger RNA, 1889 nt
Organism: Melanotaenia boesemani (Boeseman's rainbowfish)
Lineage: Eukaryota; Metazoa; Chordata; Actinopteri; Atheriniformes; Melanotaeniidae
Product: acyl-coenzyme A thioesterase 1-like
Exons: 4
Coding region: 129-1391 (420 amino acids)
Biological process (GO): fatty acid metabolic process; acyl-CoA metabolic process
Molecular function (GO): fatty acyl-CoA hydrolase activity
Source: RefSeq, a predicted model, not a curated record
UUCUGUAACAUUGGUCAAAAGUGUAGCUUUGCGACUUUUUGAUUCUAUCACCCUUUUAACCAAACGGUGAGUUUAAUAUAAAACAACGAGGAGCUUCUGUGCGACCGUUAACGAAGGGUAGAGAAGAGAUGUCUGCUCAAGUCAGACUGAGGCUGCUGCCGAGUGCCAGGUGUUUGUUCGAUGAGCCCAUUCAGGUGAAAGUUGCGGGGCUUAGGUCGAAGCAGGUGGUCACCAUGAGAGCCAGAUCCACCGACGACAAAGGAGUGGUGUUCAGCUCCAUGGCCACCUACAGGGCUGAUGGCAACGGGGAGAUCAACCUGGAGAGAGACCCUUCACUUAGUGGAAGCUUUGUUGGGGUUGAGCCCAUGGGUCUGCUGUGGUCGAUGACAGCAGACACCUUGCACAAAAGGUUUCAGAAGACAAAUACACUAAAUCCCCACGUGGUGAAGUUCUCUGUGCAUGAAGAAGAGGGUGAGAUGCUUGCAGAGGUGACUAAUGAGAGGUUUCUGAUCAAAGAAGGGAUCAGCCGUGCUCCUGUCAAAGAAGGGAAUCUUCGUGGAGUCCUAUUUACUCCCCCAGGAAAAGGACCGUUCCCUGCCGUGUUGGAUUUAUACACAUUUGGUGGUGGUCUUUCUGAGAAAAGGGCCUCCCUGUUAGCCAGCAGAGGGUUUCUGGUUCUGACUGUGUCUCUGUAUGGCCAUGAUGACCAACCAAAGAACAUCAAGGAAAUCCACCUGGAUUAUUUUGAAGAAGCAAUCAACUUUUUAAGAAAACAAGAAAAGGUGGGCAGUAAAGGAGUUGGUAUAAUAUCUCUUUCAAAAAGUGGAGAUCUUGCUCUAUCAGCAGCCUCUUUCCUGCCAAACGUUGAGGCUGUUGUAUGGAUCAAUGGCUGCUCUGCUAAUGUAAUUUUACCCCUCUACUAUAAGAAGAAACUUAUUCUUCCUGCAUUAAUGUUUGAUCCAAAGAAACGGAUUCCUACUGAGUCAGGGGCCAUCAUAUCCAAAUAUGCCAUGCACAGUCCUCUAGAGGAAGAGAACAAAGCCACCCUGGUCCCCAUUGAACGAGCCAAGGGCCGCUUCCUCUUUGUGGCCUCAGAGGAUGACCUCAACUGGGACAGCAAGGCCUACAUGGACGAGAUGGUGGAGAGACUGAAGCAUCAUGGAAAGGACAACUUUGAGACAUUGAGUUACCCAGGAGCAGGACACUAUUUAGAGCCACCUUAUGGACCGUACUGCCCCUCCAGCUUCCAUGGAGUUGCAGGCAAGCCAGUCCUGUGGGGGGGUGAGCCCACUACCCAUGCAGCAGCCGAGGUCCACCUGUGGAAGAAGAUCCAGGAGUUCUUCAGAACUCACGUAAGCUGUGAUACUGCUCAGGCGAAAGCCAAGUUGUAAAUUCGAAUUGGAUGAUAGAAAAGCUAAAGAUCAGGGAAACUGACAUUGGUUGCUAAUGAACUGCAUAGUUACACCGAUCUGGCCUUAUAAAACUCUUGUGGGUUUUCCCAGAGUGCAGUAGUCCAAAGCAAGACAUUCACAGUGAGCCAGUAAUAAGGUUAUAGAUAUUGAAUUCACAAUCAUUCCAUUAUCAUAUGAAUGUAAUUAUUAGACUUGAAUCCAGCUUCUGCUAAUUGUAGUAAUUUACCUGUAUAAAAAGAGCUGAGUGAAACUAAGAAAUAGUUUGUUUCAUUGAAUUGACUGACAUUUGUUUUAGCUUGCUAGAAAUAAAAACAAUAAAAUUUUGUGUUUCCUACUAAUGUUUUAGUAUGUAUGCAUAUAUACAUACAUUGCAAGUAGGAGUAUAGAAAUGAAUCAGCGACUGUAGGAGCCAUUAUUUCUCUUCCUUAUUUGGUCCAGGUUCAUCAUGGUGGUGGUGUUUGUUUAUAUUUGGAAAAG